This is a messenger RNA of Penicillium alfredii, 906 nucleotides long. Its product is annotated as aromatic alcohol reductase. The record is from RefSeq and is a predicted model, not a curated record. The transcript is spliced from 3 exons. Bases 1 to 906 code for a protein of 301 amino acids. Gene Ontology annotation, molecular function: oxidoreductase activity. Lineage: Eukaryota; Fungi; Ascomycota; Eurotiomycetes; Eurotiales; Aspergillaceae.
AUGUCCCGCACUAUCAAGAAUGUGGCUAUUGCAGGGGCCAGUGGGAAUGUUGGAGCUCGGGUACUCGAUGCAUUGCUCGAGCUCAAGUUCAAUGUCACGGUGCUAAGCCGCAGUCCCAAACCCUUCCCGGCCGCUGCUCGCGUGCAAGUUGUUGACUACACCUCGGUGGAGUCAUUGUCUGCUGCUAUGGCCGGUCAAGACGCAGUCAUCGACACUACUUUCUCGCCCGAACUUGACACACCACUUCGACUGAUUGACGCGGCGGCCAAGGCUGGGGUCCAUCGCUUUAUCACCAGCGACUUUGGACUCGAUCCUGAAAUACCAGGUGUUCAUGAUAUGCCUGUUUUCGGACGGAAGAAGGCUUCUUACGAGGCUGUCAAAAAACAAGCGGCUGAUAACCGCUUGACGUACACCGUGGUGGCCUGCGGUGCUUUUCUUGACUGGGGUCUCUCCACUGGGUUUGUCGGUCUGAACUUCGAAGAAAAGACAGCUUUCCUCUUUGGUGAUGGCAACAAUGUUGUUCCAUGGACAACGCUAGAUGAUGUGGGCAAAGCAACUGCGAAUGUGCUUUUGCAUCCGCAAGAAACCCUGAACCGCCCAGUCUAUGUUCACUCUGUGUUCAUGUCGCAAACCCAACUCUUCGAUGCAGCAAAAGAGAUUUUGGGCAAUGAGGGGUGGACGGCCUCGUAUAACGAUAUGGAAGCUCUUUUGCAAAAGGCGCUGGCGGAUCUCAAGAGCGGCAACAUUACUGAUUCCACUUUUGUGGUGCAGAUCCAGUACUGCUUAGCAACCAAAGCGCUUGCACACCCCUGGGCACGAGAUGAUAAUUCCCUGGUGGGAUUGGAAGAAUGGAACGGGAAGAGGGUGAAAGAGCUGAUUCAGACGAUUGCCCAGAAAGCAGCGUGA